AACGAAAAACUAAAGAAAUUUUCCAAUUAAAAUCGAGCAACUUCCCGAAAGUCGAAUCAAAUAUACAUAUAGGCUAAGGCUAAAGCGCAGAUUUUGCAAUUAAAAUUCAAAACGAAAUUCUAACCGGUCUUAGAGUUUAGAGUCGAGGUUGUUAACAAAGUUAGGCAAACAAAAUGCGUCAAAAGGAUCUGCGCCCAGCACCUGCCCUUAUCGAAUAUAAGGGCAUGAAGUUCCUAAUCACCGAUCGACCAUCAGACAUAACAAUUAAUCAUUACAUUAUGGAGCUUAAAAAGAACAAUGUUAACACUGUGGUCCGCGUCUGUGAGCCGAGCUACAAUACGGACGAGCUGGAGGCUCAGGCCAUAACGGUUAAGGAUCUGGCCUUUGACGAUGGCACCUUUCCGCCGCAACAGGUCGUUGACGAGUGGUUUGAGAUCCUAAAGGAUAAACACAUACCAAAAACAGCUCCAAUGACAGCAACCACAACCACAACAACAACAACAGCAACAAGAAAAAGCGCUAGCCGAGCCAGUCUCUCGGUAGCAGCAGUAACAGCAGCAGCAGCGUCAACAGAUUAUGAUAGAGAUACCAUGCCCCUAACAGCCAAUGAAAAUCCGCAAAGCGAAACUGCAGUUAGUUUUCAAAAUACUACUACUCCUACUACUACUUCCACUACUACUACUACUACUUCUACUACUACUACUACUAGUACUGAUAAUGAGACUUGUCGGUAAGCGUUUUGCCUCCUC
This is a messenger RNA of Drosophila busckii, 749 nucleotides long. It is a transcript of the gene PRL-1, whose product is annotated as protein tyrosine phosphatase type IVA 1. The record is from RefSeq and is a predicted model, not a curated record. The transcript has 3 exons. Bases 174 to 734 code for a protein of 186 amino acids. Lineage: Eukaryota; Metazoa; Arthropoda; Insecta; Diptera; Drosophilidae. Gene Ontology annotation, cellular component: nucleus. Gene Ontology annotation, biological process: protein dephosphorylation. Gene Ontology annotation, molecular function: protein tyrosine phosphatase activity.